Salvia miltiorrhiza (redroot sage) is the source of this 648-nucleotide messenger RNA. RefSeq lists its product as uncharacterized. Lineage: Eukaryota; Viridiplantae; Streptophyta; Magnoliopsida; Lamiales; Lamiaceae. The transcript has a single exon. Bases 1 to 648 code for a protein of 215 amino acids. The record is from RefSeq and is a predicted model, not a curated record.
AUGCGUAUAUACUAUCUACCUGUAGAAUAUUGGACUAAGGAGAUCAUAUCGAGUAUCGAAAACUCGGUGGGAGUUCCUAUCAAGGUGGACGGAGCAACUGCGGAUGAAGAUGUUGGACACUUUGCUAGGGUGCUUGUGGAAGUGGAUCUGGCCCUUCCUCUACCGGACUCGGUUCAUGUGGAUUGUCCGGAUCAAUCCUUUUAUGUUGAGAUUGGCUUUGAACAAUUGCCACACUUUUGCACCAAAUGCAAAAUCACGGGUCAUUCCUUGGAUAAUUGCUUUAAACAUAGCGCGGGAAAAAUGAUUGAACAGCCGGAGAAACCCAAGGAGGGAGAUGUGGUUGAUGCCGCCAUUGAGAAAAGCAAGGGAGGUGAGGACUUCCAAUUUCGGAAGCCGAAAUCAACCUGGCACCCCAAACCCGGAAAGGAAACUAAAAAGGCUACGAAAAAUAGAUUCAAUGUGUUGAGCUCCCAGGACAUUUCAGGGCCGGACAUCUUGGAAGUUGUCACGAUACCGAUUUAUGAGGAUGAAGUUCAGCAGAUUAAGCAAGGAAACACUUCUACGGAGUUGAUUCCUGAGGAGGAAGAAGAUCAGGUUAUAGAGCUGGAGAAGGACGAGCAGCAGAUCAAUGAUCCCACAGGAAGAUAA